UUCAAAUGUUUAUUAUUUUUAGUUUGCUCCUCUUGGAAAAAUGAAACUUAUUUGCUUCUGUCUCCUUGCAAUCUUUUCAUGUGCAAAUGCCAAGCCAAAAAAAUUUCUCAUCGAAACAAUGGAUGAAAAUGAACCAGAUCCUUAUUUGGAACCUGAACCUAAAGAAGUGUUCCCAGUAGCUGUUCCUGAACCUGUUCCUGAACCUGAACCUGUUCCAGAACCUGAACCUGUUCCUGAGCCUGCUCCUGAGUUCAGAUCUGACAUUAUUCCUGGGGAAGGAGCAAAGCAAGAGGAAGGUUUGUUUCUGAUUGAGACUAAAGAUGAUCCAGCGAAUGCAAAUAGAUUAAUAUGAAGGAAUAAAAUAAAAUAAUUCUUUUAUAUAA
Messenger RNA from Eurytemora carolleeae, 383 nucleotides. RefSeq names its product procyclic form-specific polypeptide B1-alpha. The transcript has 2 exons. NCBI's taxonomy places the organism in Eukaryota, Metazoa, Arthropoda, Copepoda, Calanoida, Temoridae. The record is from RefSeq and is a predicted model, not a curated record. Bases 41 to 352 code for a protein of 103 amino acids.